AUGAGGCACCUUGAGCACCGACACUUACCCUGCGGGCACCGGCACGGGCUGUGCAGCACCGGGGGGCUCUUCCCUCCCCACCGCGGCCUCCCCGGGCUGAGGCCUACGGACUUUAUCCCUGCUGCCUUGCAGAAGCAACUACGCCUUCUCUCCCACUUGCAGCCCCGUUUGCAGGCACCACCUCUCCCCCCAGCGAAGCCCUGCAAUGAACUCGAAAGCGCUAAAAGAAUCAGAUUACUGAAUUCAUCCUCAAAAGAUAAUACAACUGCAUUCUAUGGCAUAAAUCAGUUUUCUCACCUGUUUCCUGAAGAGUUCAAAGCUAUUUACUUAAGAAGCAUACCUCACAAACUUCCCAGAUACGUAAAAGUGCCAAAUGGAGAGGAAAAGCCUUUGCCAAAGAAGUUUGACUGGAGAGACAAGAAAGUCAUUGCACAAGUGAGAAAUCAGCAAACAUGUGGAGGCUGCUGGGCUUUCAGUGUUGUGGGUGGUAUAGAGUCUGCCUAUGCAAUUAAAGGAAAUAACCUGGAAGAACUCAGCGUACAGCAGGUUAUUGACUGUUCGUACAAUAAUUACGGCUGCAGCGGAGGAUCCACUGUUAGUGCUUUGAGCUGGCUGAACCAGACAAAAGUAAAACUUGUGAGAGAUUCAGAGUACACUUUUAAAGCUCAGACAGGACUGUGCCAUUAUUUUGGUCCCUCAGGUUUUGGAGUUUCAAUAACAGGAUUUGCUGCAUAUGAUUUCAGCGGUCAGGAAGAAGAAAUGAUGAGGAUGCUUGUUAACUGGGGCCCCUUGGCAGUAACAGUAGAUGCAGUUAGCUGGCAGGAUUACCUUGGUGGGAUUAUACAAUAUCACUGCUCCAGUGGAAGGGCAAAUCAUGCUGUUCUCAUCACUGGUUUUGACAGAACAGGUAGUAUCCCUUACUGGAUUGUACAGAAUUCUUGGGGGCCUACAUGGGGAAUAGACGGCUAUGUUCGUGUUAAGAUAGGCAGCAAUGUCUGUGGUAUAGCAGAUACAGUUUCAGCAGUAUUUGUUUGACACUUACUGUCCAAAGACCAUGAUUAUUGUUUGGCACUCGUUGUAU
Messenger RNA from Chaetura pelagica (chimney swift), 1081 nucleotides. It is a transcript of the gene CTSO, whose product is annotated as cathepsin O. Gene Ontology annotation, cellular component: lysosome. Gene Ontology annotation, molecular function: cysteine-type endopeptidase activity. The record is from RefSeq and is a predicted model, not a curated record. NCBI's taxonomy places the organism in Eukaryota, Metazoa, Chordata, Aves, Apodiformes, Apodidae. The transcript has 8 exons. The coding region runs from base 1 to 1035 and encodes 344 amino acids.